Manacus vitellinus (golden-collared manakin) is the source of this 1306-nucleotide messenger RNA. Its product is annotated as E3 ubiquitin-protein ligase RNF19B-like. NCBI's taxonomy places the organism in Eukaryota, Metazoa, Chordata, Aves, Passeriformes, Pipridae. The record is from RefSeq and is a predicted model, not a curated record. Gene Ontology annotation, molecular function: zinc ion binding. Bases 1 to 987 code for a protein of 328 amino acids. The transcript is spliced from 8 exons.
AUGGGAGCAGCCAGGGACGGGGGUGUGUCCCAUCCUGCUCCCCCAUCCUGUCUCAUCUCCCCCCCAGCUGAGGCUGAGGACAUCAAGCUCUGUCCGCGCUGCAGCGCCUUCAUCAUGAAGAUCAACGACGGGAGCUGCAACCGCAUGAACUGCACGGUCUGCGGGUGCCUCUUCUGCUGGCUCUGCCUGCGGGAGAUCUCCGACGUGCACUUCCUGAGCCCCUCUGGCUGUACUUUCUGGGGGAAGAGGCGGUGGUCGCGGACCCGGAGGAUCCUGUGGCAGCUGGGCAUGGUGCUGGGUGCACCCAUGGUCAUCUCCCUCGUCGCGGGCGUUGCUGUCCCUGUCAUUACCAUUGGGAUCCCCAUCUACAUGGGUAGGAAGGUGCUGGGCCAGAGCCGACGGAGCAGCCUGUCAGGGUGCCAGCAGUGCCUCUCUGUCACCAGCAGCGUCCUUCUCUCUCUCUUUGUGUCCCCCAUCAUAACAGCCAUCACCGUGGGUGUUGGUGUGCCCCUGAUGCUCACCUACGUGUACGGGACCGUGGUGCUGUCGCUGUGCCGGAGCCGCUGGGGCUGUGGGGGUGGCCGCACACCUGGAGACAUUGGUGUGGUAGAGCUGGAGAACCUGGCCAAGCUGAAUGAGCUGUGGUCGGUGCUGCCCAGCCCAAACCCCAGCCCCAGGCCAGGUGAGGACGGAGCCCCAGACCCCACGGCCUCCCUCCCCAGCAGCAGCCGCAGCCAGCGCCCUGGGCUGGCAUGGGACAGCCAGUCGGCCAGCACGGUGGCACUGGCAGGGAGCAUGCUGAGCGAGGGCCAGGACACCUCCGACAGGGAAGGCGUCACCAUCGAGGUGGAGGUGUCGGUCGAAGCGGUGCCGCGUCCUGCCCGGCAGCAGAGCCUGAGCAGCGCCCUGUCUGGGCAGAGUCUCUCUGGGGACUCCCUGGGAGCCACCAGUGACAGGGGUAGUUCUGUGGGUGUCCCCGUGGAGUGAGAGGGCUGAGGGGAAGAGCCUUGGUCCACACACAAGCCCGAUGCACUCCUGUGGCAGAGCCAGUCCCCCUCUGUGGGCACUCCCAGCCCCAAGAGCUGGGUCCUGGGUGGAUGUGGACCACAUCCUGCACUGCUGCGCCAGCCCCAACCGCCCCCUCCCCAGAGGCACCACUGGGAAAUAAAGCUGCUUUCCGAGUUCAUCUGUCUCCUGUGGCACAGUGGGUUUGCCAAGUCUGUGGCUCUUUCUGCUGCACAGGGAGAGCCCACCUUUCCAUCAGUGUUUUACAGCCCAGGGACUUCACUCCUGCAGGAGCAGCCAC